Molecule: messenger RNA, 647 nt
Organism: Ilyonectria robusta
Lineage: Eukaryota; Fungi; Ascomycota; Sordariomycetes; Hypocreales; Nectriaceae
Exons: 1
Coding region: 152-490 (112 amino acids)
Source: RefSeq, a predicted model, not a curated record
UGUCCUCGGUGUCACCGUAUGUCUCCUUCUGCGUCUGUCUGUCACCGUCUCAGAUAACCAUCGGUAGGCGCAGGCUAGCCACGAGACCAAGCUGCACUGGAAGCCAUUGAAUGGUGCUUUCGAGGGCACAGACCCCCGAAGCUCAGCUGCUAUGGUAUGGCGGGCUGGUUGGCUGUGUGGCUGUAUGGCGGUAUUGAUGUCUGACUGGUUGGUUGGCUGGUUGGCUGGUUGGUUGGCUGACUGGCUAGCUGAGAAUGUGAAAUGUUCCUGUCGUCAUCUGGGAUGCAUGGUUUGCAGAGCCCAGGUCAUUGGCGCGGGAUGUGAUGAUAUACGUUUAAGGCAAGGCUUCCAGAGCCCUGAGGCGAACCCGAGGCGAACCCAUGAGCCACGAGGAUGGAGACCGGGCCGGCGUGCCUGCCAGGGUGAGCAGCGGAGUGAUCAGUCAAGGGGAGCGCAGGAAGCGCAGGGAGCGCCGGUAGCACAUGCGUAGUAGUGGAUCGUGGGGGAUCGAGCCAUGAAGCUUGGCUCGAGUGCUCGGCCGGUGACAUUUGAGGUUGAGGAUGGUUGAGGUUAUGGCUGAGGCAAGGAUUGAGGUUAGGGUUGGGAUUAGGGUUGAGAGCGGCCGAAGACUGCGUUGAGAGAGGGAA